CGAAAUUUAAGCAUUUACCCCUUUUUCUUGCAACCCUAUAAUUAUAAGAGCUUUUCUUAUUUUUGUUUUGUGCAAUCCCACUUGCUGUUGUCCUAGGAAUAUUAAGCGCAAUAUACUGGCAUCCCUGUCGAAUGGAAAUACUCUAAAUUUGGCCUGAAGUUAAAAGUUUGUGUAUGGAAUAUGAUAAAAGACCAGUGGUUUCCUAAACGUUCACGGUCCAUGGCUGCAUUGCAAUAUUUUAAACACUUGUGUGACCUGCUUUUCAAUAUUAACACCUAGUUUUGAUUUUAACUCGUUUCUAUCAGUUCAAUACGGUGCAAUGUUCAAUACUGUAAAGACUACAAAAGAAAGCAAAAUAAUAAAUGUAUUGCACAUGAAGAACUGUUGUACAUGUUUUGGGCAUCUAUGCGUACAGUGAAAUUACAUUACAUUGCAGAGCAAAUAUUAUAUUAUAUCUUAAUUUUAAUUGUUCAGUUAUUUUGAUGUUGCUAUUUAACUAAGUUCACAAAACUGCAUUUUACAGUGUAAUCGUCCCUGCAUUUAUACUGUAUUUGUCUGACAGAAUAUUUAUUAACGUGAAGUAUAUGAUAUUGCAAUUCAUGCCAAAAAUGCAGUUUUUCUUGGUUUCAAAAACCUAAUAUUUUGAAAUUAAUUUUGUCCUCAGAUUCUUGUGUGCUUACAUGCCAAAAUUGUUUCAUUUUCCUGUUCAUUUCUAAUAUGAUACCUUCACUCAGUAAAUGCAAAAGUAUUAAUUGAUAAACAGUGUGUUUAUAAAGUCCUGUUGCAACCCAGAUUUGUUAUGAUGUCAGUUCUUAAUAUUUCUUGGCCAAAUUUUGUUUUAUUUUAAUCAGUGAUUAAUUAAUUUUUCCACUUCGUUUAAUAGGCUUUCUUUAUAUUGUUCAAUUUUAUCAGAAAUAUUCAAAUCAUUUGUUCGAUCCUAUAUGACUAAAUGAAGUGGCAGACAUGACCCUGUGGUCCCCAAGCUUUUUUUAAAAAUAUCACUCUAUCGAUUUUGGAAUUUUUUAUUUCUUCCUCACUAUGUUACACUAAUUGUCCAAUCUUUAAUGGAUUCUUUGCUAGUGUUACGCAUAAGUAAUGAGGCAUGAAAAAAAAUCAUAAAUAACCAUACACUUGUUGCUGAGUAUUUUUGAUGUUUUUUGCAAACCCUCGUCAUUUGCAGCUUUAAUAUUGUUUCGUUUUAUUUAUCUAUUCGUAUAAAUUUAAGCAUUUUUGACCAAACCUAGAUGAAAAUCUGAUUCUGUCUCGCAGACACAGUGCCAUCCAUUUCUCAGUGAAUUUACAUUAUGUAACAGCGAACAUAUUACGUUAAAAUACUCAAAUACUCAAAAUACCAAGGGUGUAAUAUAAAAAAUCGGGUAGGAAAUGCAGAACAAGAAAUAUUUGUGUCCUUCCAGACUAUACUUCCCUACCUAGCCCUGCUCAGUGCAACAAUAUACGUUGUAUAAAACAAUACGUUGUAUAAAAAAUAGUACAGGAAAAAUAUUUUAAAGCCAUUAUGUUUUUAAAGUUCGAAUACAGAACAUUUUCAUAUUUUAUUCUUUAUAUUUAAUCCAGUUAAUAACUAUGGCUGGUCUUGAAUUGGUAACUGAUGAAGGGUAUAGAAUUGAUGGCAGAUUACCAACAGAACUACGCCGGAUUCGUUGUCGUCUUGGAGUGUUUUCACAAGCCGACGGUUCGUCCUAUUUAGAGCAAGGGAACACUAAGAUAUUAGCUGCAGUCUAUGGACCACAUGAACCAUCAUCUAAUAUGAGAGGACAGAUUCUCAGUGACAAAGCAUUUCUGAACUGUGAAUACAGUCAAGCAACAUUCAGUACUGCUGAGAGAAAACAUCGUUCUCGUGGGGACAGAAAAGGCCAGGAGCUGUCUAUGCACAUUAAGCAGACUUUUGAAGCUGCUAUUUUAACUGAAUUAUAUCCCAGAUCCCAGAUAGAUAUUUACCUGCAAGUCCUACAUUCUGAUGGAAGUAAUUAUUGUGUCUGUGUGAAUGCUGCUACGUUGGCUUUGAUAGAUGCGGGAAUCGCAUUGAAGGAUUUUGUUUGUGCAUGUUCUGUGAGUGUCCAUAAAAGUAUUGCAUUGAAAGAUAUAAAUCGAGUUGAAGAAAAUUCGAAUUGUCCGGAACUGAUGGCUGCUAUGUUACCUAAGCUUGAUCAGAUAAUCUAUGUUGAACAAAAUGGAAGGCUGCAUGCAGAUGAGAUGAGCAAAGCAUUGGAAACUGUUUCAUCAGGAUGUCAAGAUAUUUUCAUCCUAUUAGAUACUGCAGUGCAGGACCAUGUCAGAGAUUUAACUACUAAUAUUGGGGGCGAUGUCUGAAGGCUCAACUUAGAAAUGAGUCAUGGAAGAAAGCAGUAGAGUCCUAUGUCUGCUAGUGUGGGGAUGCAAUAAGAGGUUUUGAUAUGUGGGAACUGGUCCAUAAGGACUCGUGAAAGCAUUUAAACUAAUAAGCACAUAAACUUAAUAUCUUGGAAUGAGUUCAUAGACCUAAAGAUGUGAAGAAAUUUUCAAUCGUUCUACUUCGCCUUAUGAUGAUGAGCUAGAUUGUACCAUGAAAUAAAUUCCAGUUAACAAAUAA
Messenger RNA from Styela clava, 2590 nucleotides. Its product is annotated as exosome complex component RRP41-like. Gene Ontology annotation, cellular component: nuclear exosome (RNase complex); cytoplasmic exosome (RNase complex); nucleolus. Gene Ontology annotation, biological process: rRNA catabolic process; poly(A)-dependent snoRNA 3'-end processing; nuclear mRNA surveillance. Gene Ontology annotation, molecular function: RNA binding. Lineage: Eukaryota; Metazoa; Chordata; Ascidiacea; Stolidobranchia; Styelidae. The record is from RefSeq and is a predicted model, not a curated record.